UUUUUUUUUUUUUUUUUUUUUUUUUUCUUUCCUUUGUCCUUUUUCCUCUAUAAUCAGAGGGAUCCAGAAGAUUUUCCGUAGUUGCUCAAAAUCUAGCUUGGGCGUGCUACAGCAAUGGCCGAGUUGCACAACAGAAAAGCCGAAAAGGCUGUCGCAAAAGACACCACUCCUACCCUGAAAGAGCUCAAGGAUGCAAUUCCUAAGGAAUGCUUCGAGUCAUCGGCCGUCACAUCGCUCUUGUACCUCGCUCGCGACAUCCUUUACUGCGCCAUUCUGACUGUGGCUGCCUUCCAAAUCCACCGCAUUCCCUCAUUACCGCUGCGGAUCAUUGCUUGGGCUACGUACGGUUUCUUUCAAGGCUGUGUCGGCACUGGAAUAUGGAUUCUCGCACACGAGUGCGGCCACGGGGCCUUCUCACCUAACCAGAAGCUUAACGACUUCGUCGGCUGGGCUGGACAUUCAUUCCUGAUGGUACCCUACUUCUCCUGGAAGAUCACCCACGCCCGCCACCACCGCUACACCGGUCACAUGGAGAAGGAUACCGUGUAUGUGCCGUGGACAGACGAGGAUCUAGCAAAGAAGAAGAACGUGCGGAUUGAGCAACUGAAGCAUCUGACCGAGGAGACUCCGAUUGUGUCUUUCCUGCAGCUGAUCGGUCACCAGCUGUUCGGAUGGCAAAUCUAUCUCUUCCUGAAUGCCACCGCAGGCACCAAGAGUCUGCCUGAAGGUGCUGGAAAGAUGGGACCUGCAAACCAUUUCAACUUCAUGGGGCCGCUCUUCACGGGCUCCCAGCGGGUUUCUAUCGCACUGUCUGAUUUAGGACUGUUGAUCAUGGGCUCCAUUCUGUACUAUGCGUCUACCCAGAUUGGAGGCUGGAAUGUCGUGCUGUUGUACUUUAUUCCUUAUCUCUGGGUCCACCACUGGCUGAUUGCCAUCACUUACCUCCAACACACCCAUCCCGAAGUCCCGCAUUACACAGCCGAGGCCUGGACCUACACCAAGGGUGCGCUCGCCACCGUUGACCGUACAAUCGGUUUUAUCGGUCGUCAUUUCUUCCAUGAGAUCAUCGACUACCACGUUGUCCACCAUCUGUUCAGCCGCAUUCCAUUCUACAAGGCCGAGGAAGCGACCAGGGCCAUCCAGCCACUACUUGGCGAACAAUACCACGAAUCUAAGGACGAGAGCUUCCUGUAUUCGCUGAUGACGACAUUCCGGAAGUGCAUCUACGUUUCUGCGAAUGGAAGCUCCCAGCCCGGUGUUCUGCAUUUCGUCCGGGCAGAAGAUACCAACUAAAGAGCUGAAGGGUCCCUGGAGGGCUCUAUUGCUCACAAAAGUGAAGCUUUGAGAGCGAGAAGAUUUUCACCAAAUAAAUAGAUGAUUUAGAACAUAGAGGUUUGCGUUUGGAGUUUGUCAUUGCGAUUGAUACCGGCCCACUUGAGGUGGAUGUUUGAG
This is a messenger RNA of Aspergillus pseudonomiae, 1452 nucleotides long. Its product is annotated as oleate delta-12 desaturase. Gene Ontology annotation, biological process: lipid metabolic process. Gene Ontology annotation, molecular function: oxidoreductase activity. The transcript has 3 exons. NCBI's taxonomy places the organism in Eukaryota, Fungi, Ascomycota, Eurotiomycetes, Eurotiales, Aspergillaceae. The coding region runs from base 115 to 1293 and encodes 392 amino acids. The record is from RefSeq and is a predicted model, not a curated record.